AUGACUAGUGGUUGUGGUAUUACCGAGGAAUACGAGGUUCAUGUGACUAAUAGGCUUCCAAGUCCGCAGCUAAGGUUGCACUGUGCAUCUAAAAAUGACGACCUUGGAUAUCACAAUAUAGAUCGUGAUUAUGAUUUCAACUGGAGAUUUUGCGAGAAUUGGACGGGCAAUACUUUGUUCUUUUGUCAUCUCUGGUGGAAUAAUAAUGAUGUUGCUUUUGAUGUGUUUAAGUCCCAUGAUGAUAACCCGUGUCUCCAUGGUAAAUGCUAUUGGGAAGCACGGACUGAUGGUAUCUAUUUCUCGGGCGGUCAAACCCCGAGUGAUUUCCAGAAGAAAUACGACUGGAAUAAAAGUUAA
Erythranthe guttata (spotted monkey flower) is the source of this 357-nucleotide messenger RNA. Its product is annotated as S-protein homolog 29. The record is from RefSeq and is a predicted model, not a curated record. NCBI's taxonomy places the organism in Eukaryota, Viridiplantae, Streptophyta, Magnoliopsida, Lamiales, Phrymaceae.